GGAAGAGGAGAAUACAAGUGAGGAAAAGCAUGAGAGAGCAUACCGGCAAAGGAAAGUCACAGUAGAGUACAUGGCGUGGAUAUGAAAUAGACCUUUAUUUUGAGGAUUUCAUCAUGCCCGCUCCUGCAGCACCCCAGGUUGUUCCACCUGGACCACCUCGCUUGCGGUUAGAAGACAAGGUGUUGUCUUUGGAGUUUCUUCUUUUGGAUGCCCAGUUUAAUGAACCAGGAAAGUACAAACUGGUGCUACGUGUGGAAAAUCCUCUGCUCGACGAUUCGGUGGAAGGUAUCACGGUGAUGGUCAACAAUGGAGACAUGAUUCCAAGUUGUGAGGCCGAGACUAACACUGCAGAGCAAGAAGACCUUACUGAUACAUUGACAUUUGACAAAAAUAACUUUUUGUUCAUAUUACCAAAAGGACUAUGUAAAAAUGACAAACACCAUGACGUACGACUGUGCAUUGAUGUCUUAAAGUUUGGAUCUGGCAGCCCUAAAGGGGGGAAAAAGGUUGGACAAUCCCUAUUUGCCAUUUACCCUCGCCCUAACCAACCUCGCAUUAAUCUCCGAGCAGCUCCCUUCGAACCCCUUUACAAUUAUCAAGGAGUGCUGGCCCUUUUAAGAGUUGCAGGGGAUCAUAUGGCAAUGCACUGUGGACGUCUUGCAUACAAUGUCUGUUUUCGUGAAUACAAACCUCCAAAAAUUAAAGAUAUUUCCAAACCGACCUCUCCUUUACCAAUCAGUCUGAAAGCAAGCGACUCACACCCUUCUACUGCCAGACAUGACACUGAUAAGCAAAGCACUCCUACAGCGCCGACAUCUUAUAUCUCACAUUCAGAAGCCAUCAGAUCUGAUCCUCAGAAUCUUAGAACAGCCACUCCAAGAAUACAUCAUGAUUCUGAAGACCAAGACCUAUUAAACCAACAAUCUUCAGAUGAUGAAGAUGAUAAUAAAGAUGAGGAAGAAGUACAUGAGGUAGACAGGUUGUCGUCACCAGGGCUCAAUUCAAUGCAGGAUCAGGAUGAUCUUGAAUAUGAAGUUGAUAAAACAUCACCUCGUUUGAUUUUGCCCCCCAUAUCACAAAGUUUACCUCAUGAUGCUCCCCUACGUCUCCCAUCUCCUCCGAAAACACCAGCAACUAUGAGGAAGACUCAUGUUACAGAGAAGGCCCCAGCUCAAAGUGACUCAGUGCAAAGAGAGAGCAAACUCUUACCCUUUCCUGGAACGGAGACAAUAGUUGUCACCCUCCAUUCCGCUACUCAUAUCCCUUUAACUACAGCUGGUUCUUUGCCUACACCCUUCAUAUGCUUAAUGAGCAGCAUUGAUGAGAAAAAAGGAAGACAGGCACAAAGCAUUUCUCAUGCUGCACAAGCUCCAACGACCAGCCCCGUCUGGGGCGAAACACUGACCAUGACAGUAAAUGAGGAGGAGGCAGAAGAGAAAGAGCUCAUCCUGACUGUGGCUGAUAAUCCCUCCCAGGACUUUCUACUGGAAUACCGACUGCCUAUACAAGUUCUGCAGCCUUUCCAUCCAUAUCAUCUGUGCAUGGUCAAGCCACAUGACCAGGCUCCUGAUGGAUGUCACCUUUACGUUACCAUUGAGCGCAGAACAAGCUCCUUUGCACAGCAGAAUGGAUUCACUUACAGUGCUUUACAGGUUCUACUUGUUGGAGUGGAGACUUCCCUUCAAGAACCAUCCUCUUAUCCUCUUUUGGCACUAGCACGCAUUGUCCCCAACUACAAAGAUUACAGACAGACAAGUAAGCCUCCUGGAAUGCCGGGGGUGUCACACGUCAAAGUUACUUUCCCAGAGCCUUCUCCAUCUUGUUUCCAGAUACCAAAAAGAGCAACGCAAGGACAUGCCCAGAUCUCUAUCCCUGGUCUCCCACCCUCACAGCCGAUAUGGAAUUCGACCUUUCUAUUUCAAGGAAGAGAUGGAGUCACACUCUUCAGUGAAGGAGCAGCACUAGUCUUAGAGUACUACCCUGUCACAUGCUAUUCUUGGCGUGUCCCAUGGUAUCUGUCGAACCACUGUGGGUUCUCAGUGGUCCCUUUAGACAUGGAAGUCUAUCACCAGCUGAUGCAGAGCUCUAGCAACAAGGCCCUUACCUUAACUGGUGUACCAAUUCAGGCUACUGAGCUGAAGACCAUUUCUGGUGAGGCCCCCUGUGUGUCACUGCAGCUGCUGCUGCUGAAGACUGAGCGUCCAGAAUUCUUUUUGAGCCCGUCAGAGGUCCAGGCUUCCACUAAUUGGCAGACGCAAUCAAAUAAUUCUUCAAGCCUUACUAGAAAGGAGGCAGGAAGUCCCAACAAGGAAAAGCUCCAGAAAGAUGCCCCUUUUCCCUCCUACAAUGCUCUGGCCGAUAUCCUUCCGGACCCAUGGGUUCAACAGACAGCAAGAGAACAAAAGUCCCCUUCUCCAGCAGAGCUUACAAAACAGCCCACCACAAACCUGUCCCCCCAAUACCUGAGCGGUAACAUGGGAGGGCCUGAAGAUCCCGUGAUGGAGCAUCAGGAACAAGAACUGGCAAACUAUCGCCUCGCCAUGCAGCGUAUGGCAGAUGACAUCAUUGCUCUAAACCGUCAGAUGAGUGGACUAGAAGCAGAGAACAGUGCUCUUCGUAGUGAGCGUAGUCUGAAUCAGGAUGCAGGCCGCAGUCUUCUAAGCGACACAGACAUUGAUGUCAUGACCAAGGCUGAACUUGCAGACCGACUUGUGACCCUUAAGCAGAAAUUGGCGAGUGAAACAUCAGAGCUCCGCAGUAUGAGAGACCGGAUCCAGCAACUGCAGAAUGAUUUAGUACGGAGAAAUGACCGAGAGAAGGAACUGCUUCUACUCCAGAGAGCACACCAACAGCAGCAAGCCGUGCUCAGCCAGUACCACCAGAAACUGAGCCGGGCGAAAGCCGUACAAGACACAGUGCGGAAACAGGAGAAGGUAAUAGAGAAGAUGGAGAAACUGCUGGAUAGCAAACUGAAAGAUGAGAAGAGGAGUCGUAUGGACAAAGGAGACAGAGGGCCUCGAUCAGACACCAUUCAGGGGGAGGUAUAUGCUACAUUACUGUCUGAGAAUUCACGUCUAAGAGAAGAACUGGAGAAAGCUCGACUGACUACCACAGUAAUACCACAGCAUGUUCCUAUACAUGAAACAUUUACUGAUAGCGAGAAACUUUCCCUUCUCAGUAAGCUGGAAAAAUCCCAAGCGAGAGUACAAAGCCUGGAGAGAGAGCUGGAGGAGGCGGCUCGACGAUGGGGCCGGGAGAAACAGCAGCUCCUAACUCAACUUUCUGAGGAGCAGAUGGGAUUCAGUCGGACCCAUACUACAGUUCUUCAUCAUUUUCCUACGAAAGAACCAGAGCUGCCUACAAGGAGACCCACCAAGCUAGAUCCUUUAAUAUAACAGUAUCUUAUAUAAGAUCCUGAAGGACUGUUAAUAUUAUUUUCCAAUAGGAUUACUAUGUAAUCUUGUCUUGUGUACCAAUGGAAAUCAUUAUACAUGGUUCAAUGGCUCCAGCCACAGAGGUCACAGUAAAGAGUUUGUCACUAUGUUUGGACACUGGAAAGAAGGGAGACUGCAAGAGACGGAAUUACUGUAGACUGCACAUAAGUAUCACACAUUUAUUACCAAAUUAUUUUAAUUAGUGCUAAUAUAAGUAAUCCUUACGCCUCUUUCACACAUCAGUAAUUCACAGACGUGUGCUGUCCAUGGUCAUCAUGGACAACACACGUACCUAUUGACUUUAAUAUGUGUAUGUUCACAUAAGUGUUUUUUCACGGACCGUGAAUCCAAAGUGACACCACGGAUGCAUGCCCUAAUUUGUUUGUGAUUACAGAUCCCUCAUGCACAUUAUAGUCUAUGGGUCCAUGAAAACUAUAGACACAACAUGGAUGCCACAGAAAAAACUAGUCCUGUCGACAGGACUAUUUUUUCCGUCAUGCAUAACGGAACCAAACGGAACCGUUAUUUGUCCCCAUAGACAUGUAUUAGGACAGAGCAAAACGGAAUGCUUCUUAAAGACUUCCUCUUUGCAUUCCAUUAUUUUCCGUUAUAACUCUGUUAUAACAGAACCCUAUAACGGAAUUUCAUAACGCGAACCCGCCCUAUACAAAACUCUGCAGCCCAGAAACAAUGAGUCUGCAUGAGGGCGAGUGAUGGAAAUAGCCAUCUCACAGCCUCAUACACUGGAAGCGAUUGCUGCAUCUAAAUGUAGCUCCUCACCAUCACUGACCAGCAGUGAAUUGUCGGGAUGGAACACUUAGUUCCUGAUAAUUGUAAAUGCGCCUUAAAAUGGUUUUCUGAGAUUUUAAUACUGAUAAACUAUCCUCAGGAUAGGUCAUCAGUGUUAAAGUCUCGGAAAACCCCUUUAAGUAUCAUCUCUGUUUAGAGUUGUAUUACUGAUACUGUACCUUGGGGCAAUGGGCCCAUUAUAAAUGUGCC
Messenger RNA from Bufo bufo (common toad), 4433 nucleotides. RefSeq names its product coiled-coil domain containing 33 (gene CCDC33). Lineage: Eukaryota; Metazoa; Chordata; Amphibia; Anura; Bufonidae. Gene Ontology annotation, cellular component: peroxisome. Bases 114 to 3395 code for a protein of 1093 amino acids. The record is from RefSeq and is a predicted model, not a curated record. The transcript is spliced from 24 exons.